Molecule: messenger RNA, 531 nt
Organism: Nematocida ausubeli
Lineage: Eukaryota; Fungi; Microsporidia
Exons: 1
Coding region: 1-531 (176 amino acids)
Source: RefSeq, a predicted model, not a curated record
AUGUAUUUUGUACGUCUUGUAAUCGCAUGCGCCAUGCUUCUUCUAGGGACUAAAGCAUCUAAGCCCCUUACAUUUAAUUUGCCAAGCAGUGACUCUGCAUCCCGAGAAAGGAUGUCAGCACUAAUCACCACACACAUCAAGUCUCUCUUUGAAAACAGGAAGGAAAUACCAUACAUAAGCUCUGGGUAUGCAGGAGUGAAGUUCUACUACAACCAGCCAAAACAUACUACAAUAAUGCAGUAUGGCGAUGCCCAGAUCCACUACAAUGUAUACGUCAGGAACAAUUCAAGCAAAACAUACUCUCAUACUUUCUCCAUAAUAAACAGAUCUAGCGACACAAGUGUAGCUGCAGAGGUGAUUAUAAAGCUUUUCCAAAACAAAAUGAGCUUCUCUGCAAAGCAAAAAGGAGAAAUGACAAACAUCUCCUACGAUCUAAUCAACAAGCUCGAGCAGGCGAUAAUUGACCUUUCAAAGACAACUGCUGAGUUAGAUGAGUAUCAGUAUAAAAGAUUAGUUCAAUAUGUAAAAUAA